Diplodia corticola is the source of this 1344-nucleotide messenger RNA. RefSeq names its product putative hrq family protein 4. The coding region runs from base 1 to 1344 and encodes 447 amino acids. The record is from RefSeq and is a predicted model, not a curated record. The transcript has 3 exons. Lineage: Eukaryota; Fungi; Ascomycota; Dothideomycetes; Botryosphaeriales; Botryosphaeriaceae.
AUGCCGACCGACACGCAGCCCAGCCUUCUCCACGGCCUCUCUCUCCCCCUCCCCCUCCACUCCAUCCCCAUCGUCGUCGUCGUCGUCGUCGUCGUCGUCCUCGUCGUCCUCGUCCUCAUCCCGCUCUUCCUCCACCACCUCCAGCGCCAUCCGAUCCCCAGCCCAGCCAAACCCAACAAAAACAAGAACAACAAACCCCCCACCACCAACCCAGACACCACCAACCCAGACACCACCACCCCCACCCCCGCGCCAGCGCCCUGCACCCCCAACCCCCUCGCCGCGCCCCCCGACGCCUGGUACCGCGACCGCUCGCUCCUCGCGCGCGACAAGACCUACACCCCCACCAUGGCCCUCCGCCGCUGCCCGCCCGACGACUGGCUCCGCAUCGACGCAAACUACCCCGCCCGCAUCGCGCACAAGCGCAACGUGCUGCGCCGCCACGGGUGGGAUCCCAAAGGCGGCGCCAUGGCGUGGUCUUGUCGUCUCUCCGGGGUGCAGGCGCCGGAGGAGGAGGAGGAGGAGGAGGAGGAUCUGCGGGUGCAAGGCGCGGUGGUGGAGUUGUUGGGGGUGCUGGUGGGGUAUUUGGUGGGGAGGUUUCCGACGGUUUGGGUGGGUGAGGGGGAGGGGGAGGGGGGAGGAAGGGUUAGGUGGUUGAGGAGUUUGGUGACGGGGGAGAGGUUCGAGGUCGUGGAGCCGUGGGGUGGGUUGAGCCCGUUGGAGGUGGUGGCGAGGGUGACGGAGGAGGAUUUGGCGGUGUUGUUGCCUGGGAGGGGGGAGGGGGAGGGGGACGAAGACGAGGACGAGUACGUGCUCAUGGCGGCGGUCAGCGCGUUUCCGGCGGGGUUCGAUAUACAGGAGAAGAUGGGUCGGCCGCUCACGGCGAUUCAUGAGCCCGUGCCCAUGUAUAAGGAGAAGUUGAGGAAGGCGAUGAAUAGGUUCUUCAAGAAAAUGACGGCCGAUCGGCUCGUGAUGCGUGUCAAUUGGGGCAUCAAUGAGCGGGAAGAACUGUUCUUCCUGGAUGGCACGCACCUGUACGAAGGAGACGAGGCGUCGUCGGAUGAGAAUAUCGAUAUCAAUCAGGUCCAGCUGCGUGUCGAGAGGCAGGUACUGCGCCGCUUGCCGAGGUCUGGGGCAAUUUGCAUGUUGACGAAGACCUACCUCUACCGGUUGGUCGACAUUGCUGAAGAACCGGGAGUUGCAGAAAGGCUCAGUGGCAUGCUGCACAAGCUGCCCGAGAAGUUUGCAUUCUACAAGCGCAAACCUGUGUGGGGAAAGGUCGUGCUGGCAUACCUGGACGAAAUGGCGGCGAAGUACCCCGACCUGGCCGCUAAUGAUGAAUAG